Messenger RNA from Phragmites australis (common reed), 1892 nucleotides. Its product is annotated as myb-related protein Zm1-like. The transcript is spliced from 3 exons. Lineage: Eukaryota; Viridiplantae; Streptophyta; Magnoliopsida; Poales; Poaceae. The record is from RefSeq and is a predicted model, not a curated record. Bases 116 to 1102 code for a protein of 328 amino acids.
UCCCGGUCCGUGUUCUGUGCUCUGAAUCGUCCAAUCCAGCCAGGCCUCGGGGAGUGACAGCUUCGGCGAAGCAGGAACGCGGCAGCAGACAGGGAGAGAUCAGAAGAAGAGAGGUAUGGGGAGGGGCCGAGCACCGUGCUGCGCCAAGGUGGGGCUGAACAGGGGCUCGUGGACGCCGCAGGAGGACAUGCGCCUCAUCGCCUACAUACAGAAGCACGGCCACGCCAACUGGCGCGUACUGCCCAAGCAAGCAGGUUUGCUGCGGUGCGGGAAGAGCUGUAGGCUGCGGUGGAUCAACUACCUGCGGCCGGACCUAAGGCGCGGCAACUUCACCGCUGAGGAGGAGGAGACCAUCAUAAAGCUGCACGGCUUGCUCGGGAACAAGUGGUCCAAGAUCGCAGCGUGCCUGCCGGGGAGGACGGACAACGAGAUCAAGAACGUGUGGAACACGCACCUGAAGAAGAAGGUGGCGCAGAGGGAGCAGCAGGAGGGAGGCGCCAAGAACGACGGUGCGCCCCUCACUUCGUCCGCGGCGUCCUCCUCAACGACGACCAACAACAGCUCCGGGGGCAGCGUCGCCGGCGAGCAGUGCGGUACGAGCAACGAGCCCGAUAUGAUCGACAUAUCUCCCUUCGAAUCAGGAGACAUCGACAUCUCGGACAUGCUCGUGGACGCGCCCGCGGGGGCGUUCCCCGCCGCGGCGCCAAUGCCGCCGUCGCCGUGCUCCUCGUCCUCCCUAACGACGUGCAUCGGCGACAUGGGGGAGCUGCUCGAGCUGCCGGAGAUCGACAUCGAUCCGGAGGUCUGGGGCCUCAUCGACGGCGACAGCCCGGACGUGCCGGACGUCUCAGCCGCGCGCUAUGGCGAUGCAACAGUGCCAUGUACGCACAACGCCGUCAGCACUAGCGAAGCAGAGGAGGCGAACGAUUGGUGGUUGGAGAAUUUGGAGAAGGAGCUGGGCCUGUGGGGCCUUACAGAGGAUAACAAGGCCCAGUAUGACCUACUGGAUCAGAUGGGCUCUGCGGGCCCACUCGGCGCCGCGGAUGGGGACCCAGUCUCUACCUACUUCCAAAUCGGGCCCAUCAAUGCCGUUCUGCUAUGAGUAACAAGACGAAUGAAUCCGUCCCGUCCGAUUAAGAAUCGAAGGCUGAUAUUAAGAACGAUCUGAUCGGACGGACGGCAUCAAUCGUUAUAUUACUAUUAGCAACAGCUACAAGAGGAUAGAGCAAGCUGGAGGUGUUUGAUGCAAAGCCGAGUCGUUUGUUUGGUACACAUACAAAAGAGGGUGACACCAGUGGCAAAUAUCUUUGGUCAAUUAGAAUGCACAUACAAAAGGGUCAAUCCAUCCCAAAAAGGCCAGUAGUGAAAAACAGAAGUAUUUCCUCCUAUAAAAAAUACAAAAAUAUUUUUUAUAUGACACGGUUUCUAAUAUAUAUCUUUGACUAUUAUUUUCUACUAUAAUAUAUUUAUAAAAUCCAAAAAAUAUGGGUUAUGAAAGUAUUUUUUGAGUCAAAUAUACAUAUAUAAUUUUUAUGUUUUCAAACUAAGUAUUUUAAAAUUGAUCGAAACUUAUCCAAAAUAUCAAGUAUUUGUGACAGGAGGGGUACUCUUUAACUGUUUAGCACAGAUUUAGUUAAGCUUUGAUUGGUAUGGAACAACAGUGCUCAAGAGCCAACGAGAAGUGAUGUACACCAUCGUGUCGUUUGGUUUGGUUUGUGCAAUAAUGAAUAUUACAUGUCGUCAUCGUGAUGUAAGCGCUUGAUCAUCCGAGUCCUACCACUACCGACCAAAUAUAAUGCCUUUUGAGAAUCAUUACCGGGUUCCGGGUUCUGAUUAUAUUUUGGCAACCUUUUGCUUUCGAUAAUGCGAUGCAACCUUUUUAUUAUCUUUUU